AGGAACGGCCGAGGGCGCCUCGCCCCCCAGGGGCGCAUGCCGCGCCGCCCGUCGCUCCUGCGCCGCCUCCGCGGCCUGGGCCCGCUCCGGCUGGGCGCAGCACGGCGCCGACCGCGGCAGCCGCCUCCGCGCCAGCAACGCCUUGUGUUCGGUGGCGGCCACGCGGUGCACCUCCACCUCUGGCAGACGGUGGCACCCCUGCGCCCAGGCGGAGCGGCGAGCGCGCCGCCCGAAGCGGGAGGCCUGCCUGGUGCCUCUCCACCUCAUGUCUUCGCACCAGCCAGCUCAGAUGCUGACGGCGCACCGCCUCUUCGGCCUCGAGGCGGGGCGGGGUCAGCAGGAUGGCGAUCUCCGUGGCUGGCCGAUGCUGAAGGUGUCGUCCUAUCUGGCGCCAGAGUCCAGGCAGCUGUCCAGACGGCUUCUCGUACAAUCUCACCCACCAUCCACGACGGACCUCCUCGCGGUCUGUGACCAAGAUCAUGGACCCAGUGGAACACCGAAUAGCGAGUUCCAGCGCUGCCAACUCGCCCAUGGCGGCAGUCUGGGUUCCUCCGAUGAGCGGCCCGAACAAGUAUGGCCCCGCAUUGACUGGGUCGAAGGCGGCGAGCACACAAACAGCCAGUCCGACGCGUCGUAAGCUGGGGUCGUGCGUAUCGCUGAGUAACAAAACACAGGUGUCUUUAACGGGCAAAGACAAACAUGGAGUUUUAAAGCCCGGUUCGCUGAGGAGUAUCCAGGGCGGUUUUCCCCAGGGCGUCGGUAACGCUUUUGCUGGUGGUUAUCACAGCUUGGAGAGCUGCCUGGUCAACCGUGGUGUACAUGCGCAUCGGGGGAGAAAGUCCCGUCGUCACCCCUUCUCGUUCAAUAUCGAUCAGUUUGCACGAGGUGAGUGGAGUCGCUUCGCAUCUGAAUUCUUUGAGUUGUUUGAGCAACGCCUACAUAGACGUUGGUGCGCACUGCUUGAGAUAAAUACUGCUGCCUGCACUGUCCGACAAAGAUUGCCCUCUGGUCCUUCUCGGGCUUGACGGCGUUUCAGUGGGGCCCCUUGUGCACAAUGUGUCUCCGUGGGAGCUUCUCUCGCAGGCAGAGUUCCCCGCUGCGAGAUGGCAGAGGCGAUUAGUGCGCGCGUCUUGCCUUUGCCUGGUCCGUAGCGUGUGUGGCUCCCACCCGCAACUCUGUAUAGUUUUCUUUAUCUUUUCUUAGAAAAGCAAGCAGCAUAAUUCAACAUCUUUCGUUCCGCGAGGUGAGUGGAGUCGCUUCGCUUCAGAAUUCGGUGAGUUGUUUGAGCAACGCCCGCAUAGUCGUUGUUGCACACCGCUUGAGAUACAUACUGCUGCCUGCACUUCCCGCGA
Prorocentrum cordatum is the source of this 1352-nucleotide messenger RNA. Lineage: Eukaryota; Dinophyceae; Prorocentrales; Prorocentraceae. The record is from the annotation of a GenBank genome assembly.